AUGGACAACCAAUCCAUUUCAGGUUCCACGUUCGUGACUGCACGUACAGAACCGUACACGCCGUCGUUGAACGACACCAUCGAAGCAGACCCGAUGGCUGCCUCGACCGCAAUCCCCCCGGUCGCGUCUCCCGACAGGGACCUCGCAAUCCGCACCAACGCGCUCACCAUGGUCGACGGCUACCCCGUGAGCAAGAGUGUGUGGCCGGACGAGCAAGCUACACCUACCAAGCCGCUAGCGAACGGGUUCGCAAAUGGCCAUGUUGUGGACAGGAAGGGUACCGGUAACUCUGUGGCCAACGGCAAUGGCACACCUGUGCCGGCUUCCCCUACGGCACACAUGUCGAGCGUGCCCGUGUUCACGACUGGGUCGCGCAUCUCGCACGUCUCGACCGACAGCGCGGCGUCCCAGGCGACCAUCAUGCCGCAACAGGCCAUCCCCGUUGUCAUUACGUCGCCAGACUCGAGCCCGAACACGAGCCCGUCACGGGGUAUCCCGGCCGUUGCGUCUGGAGAGACGCCGCUGAACAUGCCUGGUGGUCCCAUGCCACCGCAACGCCCCGAGCUGGUCUCACACCCAUCUCGAUCAUAUGUCUCCUCGCCGCCGCCAAUCACCACCACGUACGAGCGGCCGCUCGAGGACCCCGUCCAGCGCCGCGCGAGCACCAUCUCGUCCCGCUCCAAGAAAGGUUCCACGGGCGCGGCCGUCGCUGCCGGUGCUGUCGGCGGAGUGGCUGCUGGUGCCGGUGCCGCUGCGCUCGCAUCAAGGGAGAUGGAUAAAGUCUCGCGUCCCAAGGAGCUGUCGCGUAAUUCAUCUAAAGCGUCGCGCCAUGGCUCACUCACAGAGAUGCUUCCUCCCUCGCCCAGGGAACCCGCUGAUCAGCAACACCAGCCGCAGACCAACGGCAUCAUGGCGGCCCCCGUCACCUCGCCCGAGAGCGCGAUCCGUUCGUUGGACGGCUACGGUGAUCACCCCGCGACCCACAGCGAGCUGGAGCGCGGCCACGCCCGGCGCAAGCACAAGGCUGCCGUCGCCGGCGCCGCUGGAGCCGCCACUGCAGCGAUAGUGGCUGGUACCGUGCACGCGAGCGGUGACCGCGACCCGAUCCAGCGCCCACAGUCAGCGCAUGCCGGCUCGGUAGCGCGGUACAGCGGCGACAUGCCACGUGAGGCCAGCUUUGACGGCGAGCGCCCGCACGAGCGCGACGUGCAACCUCGUCGUCCCCAGUCUGCUGCUGCUGGUACGUUUGGCAACAGGCGCGAGUCGGGCAUGUCCCAGGCCUCGACGCUGCCGGACCAGUACGGCCGCCAUGUGCUUUCGCCACGCGGCUCGGUGCGCCAUGGCCAGCGCCUCCCGCCCAUUGCCGAUGCCGGCGACCAUGCGGACGAGUACGGCAAGCCGAACGGCCACCACGUCGCGUACGGCGCCGCUGCUGGCGUCGCCGCUGGGGCCGCUACGGGCCUCGCCGUGGGCGAAGUGGCCAGCCUCCGCCGUCAGCACGACAUGCAGCGGUACCCGGGCGACGACGGCGAAGACCUGCGCGGCACGCGUCUCGUGGACAACGGACCGGUCCGCCGCCACUCGAGCUAUGGAGGACACCGUACGCAGCCGGCGGACGAAUACAACAACCACGGCUUUGCGGCUGAUAACCGCAACGCCAUGCUCGGCCGCAGCAACACGGUGCUGUCGCGGGCGACUACGCUGGGCCGCAACGGCACGCUGUCGCGCGCAGCCAACGGCGGCACGGUCGGACGCCGGUCGGGUGCGUUUGGCCGCGGCGCAGGUCUCAGCGUCGGUACCCAGCCCGAGGAGGUCCUUGGACGCGAAGACAUUCACUCCCGCGCCGAGUAUUCUGAACGCCAGCUCGACGACCGCACCAUCAAGCGCCUGAGCGGCAUGGAGAAACGCGACGCCAAGCGGCUGUCGAAAUUACUCAAGUCCGAGGGCCGGUCGCAGGCACGCACGAUCGACGCGGCCAUCAAGGACCUCAGGGGCCUCGUGUCGUUGCAAAAGGACGCGAUCGGAGCUGAACGCAAGUCGCAGUCACGCCUCGCCAAGUGGACUGGUCGCGAGCACAAGGCGCGCAUGCGGUUCUUGAAGGAGAAGGAGCGCUACGAAAAGGUCGAGGGCGAACUGCGCGGCGCCGAAAACGACUUUGAGGAGCGGCGCGACCACGCCGCGGGCCUGACCGCGCAAAUUGCUGAACGCACACAAGAGGUCGACGACCUGCGCGCCCAAAAGGCCGCCGACGACAGGGAGCGCGAGGUCAAGCUGCACGCUCUCAAGCACCCGGCGUUUUCGUAG
This is a messenger RNA of Apiotrichum porosum, 2304 nucleotides long. RefSeq lists its product as uncharacterized. The transcript is spliced from 4 exons. The record is from RefSeq and is a predicted model, not a curated record. The coding region runs from base 1 to 2304 and encodes 767 amino acids. Lineage: Eukaryota; Fungi; Basidiomycota; Tremellomycetes; Trichosporonales; Trichosporonaceae.